This is a messenger RNA of Gracilinanus agilis (Agile Gracile Mouse Opossum), 1859 nucleotides long. RefSeq names its product phosphopantothenoylcysteine synthetase (gene PPCS). Gene Ontology annotation, molecular function: phosphopantothenate--cysteine ligase activity. Gene Ontology annotation, biological process: coenzyme A biosynthetic process. The transcript is spliced from 3 exons. The record is from RefSeq and is a predicted model, not a curated record. Bases 1 to 945 code for a protein of 314 amino acids. NCBI's taxonomy places the organism in Eukaryota, Metazoa, Chordata, Mammalia, Didelphimorphia, Didelphidae. Gene Ontology annotation, cellular component: nucleus; cytoplasm.
AUGGCGGAAGAGAUCCUAGGCGCCGAAUUCCCGGAGCCGCCGGGCUUGGCGCGUUGCGCCGCGCUCAUGCAGCGCUUCGCCGCGCGGCUGGGUUCGCAGGGCCGGCGGGUGGUGCUUGUCACAUCGGGCGGCACCAAGGUGCCGCUGGAAGCGCGCACCGUGCGCUUUCUGGAUAACUUUAGCAGCGGGCGGCGCGGCGCGGUCUCGGCCGAGAGCUUCCUGAACGCCGGCUACGGGGUGCUAUUCCUGCACCGCGCGCGCUCUGCCUUCCCCUUCGCGCACCGCUUCCCUCCGCAGACUUGGCUCGCGGCGCUGCGACCCGUCAAGGGUGAGGCUGAGGUCCCCAGCAGCCGCUUGCUGCUCGAGGCCGAGGCCACUACACUGCCAGGCUUCGCUGCCGCCCUGCGCAGCUACCAGAAGGCCGCAGACGCCGGCAACUUCCUGUCCGUGGAGUUCGCCACCCUAACCGACUACCUGCACCUUCUGCAGGCCGCGGCCCAGGCGCUCAGCCCGCUAGGCUCUUCUGCAAUGUUUUACCUUGCUGCAGCUGUGUCAGAUUUUUAUGUGCCUGCCUCUGAAAUGCCUGAGCAUAAGAUCCACUCCUCUGGAGGCCCUUUGCAGAUAACAAUGAAGCUGGUGCCAAAAAUGCUUUCUCCUCUGGUGAAAGACUGGGCUCCCAAAGCAUUUGUAAUUUCCUUUAAGUUGGAGACAGAUCCUACGGUUGUCAUUGAUCAUGCACGGAAGGCUCUGGAGACAUAUCGUCAUCAGGUUGUGGUGGCCAAUAUCCUUGAAUCUCGGAGGUCCUAUGUGGUUAUUGUAACCAAAGACUCAGAAACACAGUUGUCCCUCUCUGAUGAAGAAAUGGGAAAAGGUAUGGAAAUAGAAGAAAAGAUUGUGAGUAAUCUACAGUCUCGACACAUAGCUUUUAUAAAUGAGGAAAACUGAGGAAAAGAGCUUGUCUACCAAAUCUGAAGUUGUGACCUGAACAGUUGCUUGAAUAAGGGUGGUACAGAGAAACGGAAAUCAUCUUUUGCCUUCUAUAAGGAAAAGAAAAAUCUGUAGCAAGGUAAAAAGAGUGCUGGAGUAGAAAGGGAAUAUUUAAUUUCAAAACAGUUUGGUUUUUGUCAUUUAGUGGUUAUUUGAUGCACAUUAAAGAUGAAAAUGAAGGCAGACCGGUUCUGGUUUAUAAAGCUAAUCUUACUAUUUCAGGCGGGGAAAGGAAUAAAGGGGGGAUGUGGUUGUCAUUUUCUAUUUAAAAUAUUUAUUUUACCACAAGCUAAAUAACAAUGUCAGCAAAUAUAAUCUAAGGAUAGAGGGAAUAAAAGCUUGAAUAAAACCAUAAAUUCCAAACUAUUUACAUUUUGAUUAAAACAUGUCCAUGUGCAUAAACUUUUAACUCUGAUUUUUUUGUUCUGUGUUCUUGUUUAGUCUCUUUAUCUCUGUACUUAAAAUUGUGUUACUUUUAAAAUAUAAUCAGUGAGUAAUAUUUAUUAUAAUAAAGUGAGAUGAGAAUACUACCUUAAUAAAGUGAGAUGAGAUACUACCUUAUACCCAUCAAAAUUGGCAAAAAAUAGUUUAAAGUAAUAAAAAUCUUGGCACAAGUGUGCUGUUAAAUUGUUGGUAGAACUGUUUAUUACAGCUCUUUCCAUAUUUCCUUGUAUUCUUUAUUUGCUAUUAUCUCUAGGAAAAUAAUAAUCUCUUAUUCUGAUAUAGCAUGAUUGAGUCCACCAUUUUCCAUUUGGGAUAUAGAGGAGAUUUUCAGUUAAAGACAACCAUCAUUUUUCCCCCUUUUAUCAAUGUUCCUAGGAUAUAGUUCUUGAAAUGAGAUCACUGGAGCAAAGGACAUGAUCCCUUUUGUG